AUGGACAAUCAAAAACAUCACAAAUCAACUCAUGUAAAUAGCCAAACACCAAUCCAAUCCCCAUCCCAAACACCAAUUCAAACACCAUCCCAAACACCAAUCCAAACACCAAUUCCAACACAAUCCCAAAUACCAAUCCAAACUCCAUCUCAAUCACCAAUCCAAUCUCCAACCCAAACACCAUUCCAUACUCCUAUUCAACACAACACUACUGUGCAAUCAACGGAACAAUCAAAACCGGCAAAAGAAAUUGUCGUAAUCUUUGAAAUCGAUAACAAUUACAACUCGCAGAUUCAAGAUUAUAGACAACAACAACAAAUCAACUAUUUACAACAACUUUCACAAACACUGCAACAACAAUCUCCACCACAGUCAGAAGCAGCAGCAUCAAAUGAUGUAGAAAUGACAUCACAUGAAGAUCCUAUCAUGGAACAAGUUGAGGAAACUGACGAUGCAAUGGAGAUCGAUCGAUUCUGUAUUCCAUAUGAAAAGAUCAAGGACCAGUUGAAUACCGCAGAAGAAGACGAAAACAUGAACAAUGCCGGUGACUUCUUAUCCAAUUGGCCAUCUCUACGAGAACUUAUUAUAAGAAUUCCAUGCCUCACAGCCAUAGCGGACUAUGGACAGCUCUUCUCCACUCUACUCAUUAAGAACCCAUUAUCAAACCUGGUCAAUUCAUACAAAGAAUGUGAUCUUUCUAGAUUUUAUUUUGUAGAUUGGCAAAGUGAAAGAUACCAGCUUUAUCCACUAUUCAAGGAAUCGAUAGAAAUUAAAGCUCACAUAUCGUGUGUUGAACCAUUUCUAUUUGAUAUCUUUGAGAAUUUGAUUGAAUCUUUCAUAACAUUGAUAAAUAUGUCUGUCCCUGUGUCUGGUACGGAGUGCGGUACUGUACCUGGUACACUUUCCGAUAGUAAUUAUUUGCAAGAUGGAUUGAGACUCACCUUUAACAAUCUAGAAGGUUUGAUCGAUUUUGGUUACAACGAUUCUUCUGUUUCCCAUUACUUCGCAAACGGAAAUAUCUUCUUCUACACUAGAUAUCCCGUGCCUGUCCACUUUUAUUUCACUUAUAGUGAUUGCAACAAGACCUAUGACCGGGACCUUAGCUUGAACAUCCCGAAUCUCGAAGUGACCCAACCAAAUUGUCUAUUUACCAAUGCCACUGUUACCCACCAUACCACUACUAUCUAUGAAUAUUACUAUGUAUAUGAUCCAUUUACAAGCAAAACCUAUAAAUAUCAACCCGGAAGUGUGCCUAUGACAAUGACUUUCCCUGUUUAUGGAGUAGGUUCAUACCGUGUUAAUAUUGGACUAUUCACAGAUAACAACUUUUUUGGUGUACAAGUGACACCCCAACACGAUUUAAUACCUCAAAUCACACUCACACAUACCAAUUACUCAAUAGAUAAUGGUAUUGUUAAAAUCGAAAAUCUCAACCAAUUCACUGAUAUCCAAUUGACCAAUGCCAGUGGUGCCAACAUAGCUGCCAGCUCCUCCGGCCAAUUUACAGGUUUGGCCAGUGGAACCUAUUAUAUAAUUGCACAAUCACAAUUGUGUGGUACUCAAAGUGUUAGUUUGGAAAUCGAAGUAAUCAGUCCCAUACCAAUUGUCAACUUGAUACCUACUCAGUGUGCAACACCCACUUUUGAUGUCAAUGUGACAGUCUCUCUUGAAGGUAUUUCAGACGAUCAAGUUACUUAUCAAUUCAACGGUAAUCAGUACCAAGCUGGAGAUGUCCAUCUCCUUCAGCCAUCGGAUUACACCUUCACAUUCGCGAUCCAGGGUGGAUAUAGUUUCAUUAAAGUUCUCAAAAUACCACGUCCAGUCUCUAGUGAGCUUCCCCUUACCUACAGUAUCGACCAUCCUCUCAGUUGUCUCUCAAACAGUGCCGUCCUCUUUAUCAAUUACACCGGUGACUACCAAGAUAUUAAAGUAAAUGGCGAGGUAAUCGCUGCCAACUUUAGAAGAAAUGUAAACUAUGGAGAUACCUAUUCUAUUACCAAGGAGUGUUCCUCAUUUAACGACAUACUCAACUUCCCAUUCGCCACACCCAAUGUCCAGUUUUUCACCGAUGACUUUAACUAUGCAACCUGCUAUUCAAACUUUACUGUAACAGUUUCCAAUUAUGAAUUGUUCAACUCUAUGGUACUUGUCGAUAAAUACAACAAUAUCAACUACACUGCCGUUGAUGGUACUUUCAAGAAAGUUCGUGCAACCGACAUCUUAACUGUAUUCUACACAGAGAAAGGAUGUCAAAAUGAACAAAGUUUUGGUUUUGAACUACCAAUAGCUCGUCUCGAACAAAGCGAUUACAGAUAUGAAAUUUCUAAUGCCGAUUUUAAUGGAUGUACCUCUCAGGUUGCAACAUUUACUCCCGUUGUUUUUGGUCGUCGUUAUGAUGAUGCAGCUCAGAACGUUACUUUUAGAUUUGGAGUUGAAAGUGUAGAUAUUCCAAGUUCAUACUAUUAUUGUAAAGAAUAUAAUUUUUCUGACACACCAUUGUAUCCAAAUAUGACAAAAAUUAAAUUCAACUCGGUCACUUGCCAAGAAUCAUUAACAGCACUUUCUUUUGAAUCCAAAACUACGAUCUCCAAUGUAUAUGUCGAUGACUGGUAUUAUGCCAAUCCAUCCGAUGCUAAAGUCACUGGUGGUAACCAUACUGUUACUAUCAACUAUGGAUCAUGUACUGAUCUAUAUCAAAUCUAUGUUCCAUAUACUAAAUUUAUAUUAAUUUUUGAAAUGUCAAUAAUUAUAGCAAAUGUUUUAAGUUAUAAUGUUGUACCACAAUCGGCAACCAAUUGCAGUUUUGAAACAGGUGCAAUUUACUUUAAUAACAUGAAUGAAUACACAUCGCUUAUUUUUGGUGGAGAUGAAAUUAGCAAUGUCACAGCUCUUUCUCCAGAUAGAUAUCUUUUUAGUUUCAAUCAUACGGUUUGUGGUCUUGGAAGAGUUUUUAUUGACGUUCCAAUGGAGGGAUCUUUCAAAAUUGAAACUUUCAUUGAACCCUAUUACAAUCUUGGUUACUUAAAGUAUUCAAUCAAUGACAGUAAUGGCGUUGAAAUCACGCCAGAAUCAGUUAGUACUCCUUUAUAUCACUACUCUAUGGCACAUCUAAUUGGUGAUAUCUCUGAUAGCUAUGUAAAAGGAUAUUUAUCAAGUGGAGAUUACUGCAAAUGGAACUUUGAAGUUACAUACGACGAAAACAGCCCAAAGUGGAAUGAAAACCAACUCACAAUCGAUUUAAUAUCCACUCCUUCCAAAUAUUUCGAUGGUAUAGCUACAGUUACUGAUGCUUUGAAGGGUGUAAUGCAUCAAAAUGAGCCAAGAUCUUUUAAUAGAUAUGAAUUCAUCUCUAAAAAUCUCAGUCUUAUUUAUGGAGUUAAAUCAUCUACUUAUUUCUUUACUAUAUAUAAUCAAAGAGGCCUUACUACUCUUAUAACAAUGAAACUUCCAGAUUCUUACCCAAACACUCAGUUGUAUAUUGGCAAGCAAAGUGUACCAUCAAACUCAUUCCAAACCAAUGCAUUCUUGCAAUACUCUGAGUUCUAUAGUAAAUCCAAGGGUGCUCUGCUGGUAGAAGAAGGAGGAAUUUUCUCUACUGCCAGUUAUGCUCCUUAUCCAACAGUCACAAUAGGAAAUCCAACUUGUUUGGGAGGAGAUGGUUUCCUCACCAUUUCAAACCCCGAUCCUAAUUACAUCUAUAGAUUGUACACCAACAUGGCACAAGGUGAACCCAGUUUGCACCCUGAAAUCAGUGAUGGUACCUACCUCAAUUUUACCGAUCUCAGCGCCGGUUCGGUUUAUAUUAACGUUGUAAACAAAGACAACUACAUGUGUACCAAUCAAUAUUCCACUGAUAUAAUGACAACUGAAUUCACUACUACAUAUACAGUCAAAAAUCAAUGUGUCGCCGGUAGAAAUGGAUCAGUUGUACUUUCCAGUUUCUAUGGAAAUAAAGCUGCCGAUGCCAUCUAUACUUUGAAUGGAGUUCAAGUUAGUAAUUCAUUGUCUCUAGGUGUAGGAAACUAUUCAAUCGUUUCAGACGUUGCCUCUGGAACAUGUAAAUUCGCUCUCCAAACAUUGUUCACUGUUGAAAGUAAUAUUAUCAGUUCAACAAUCAACUCACCAUCAUGUGGAACCAUCAACAUCGUUUCAACAGCAUCACUCAACGAUAGUUUAACUCUUGAAUUAUUAUAUUCAUCAAAUAACUCUGUGAUCACCACCUUGAAGAAUACCAAUAGAUACACAUUCAACAAUCUUAAUGGUGCUGAUUACUUGGUCAGAAUCACUGAAAUCUCUGGAUGUCAAUCAACCACACCUGUCACUGUAAAUGAUUGUCAAGUUCCAACCACAACAACCGCAACUUCAACCACAACCGCCACUACAUCAUCAACUACCUCUGACCCGAUAAAUAACUCAAGUAGAGUGAUUCCUCCAAUUCUUUUAUUUUUUAUUGAAAUGAAAUAUCUUAAUUGUAUAUUAUUAUUAUUUUGUGUUGGAAACUUUUUAAACCAUGUGCAUGGUAAUGAGUGUGAUACUGUACCAGGCACCUUACAGUAUUUCAAUUCAUUAACAAGCAGAGUAUCUUUAGUAUAUACGGAUUCCGAAGAUCUUCUCGGCUUUGGAUAUAACGAUUCAUCAGUUAGUCAUUUCUAUCAAGACGGUCUAGUCAAAUUCUAUGCAACACAGCCAGUAGCUGUCCACUUCUACUUUAUGUACAGUGAAUGCAACAGAACCUACAAUAUCGAUUUCAGCGACAAUCUAAUUCUUACUUAUCAUGUUGAAGACCACUUUUCGGAUAUAUCUUAUUCCUUUAACGUUGGAAGUAACAUCAGUUUUCCAGUGACCGGAUUUGGUGGCUACAAAGUUAUCAUUGAUUAUCCUAUGGGUGACACCGAUUUCAGUGUACUAGUCUUACCCGAGAGCGACAAAGUCCCACUUAUCUCACUCUCACAUUCCAACUAUUCAAUUGGAAAUGGUGCUAUUCAAAUUCAAAAUCUCAAUCAGUUCACCAAUGUUCAAUUGAUUAAUUCGAGUGGUGUCAAUAUCGCUGCCUCUGCUCCAGGUCAGUACUCUGGUUUGGUCAGUGGAACCUAUUAUCUAUCUGCUGUGUCGAAUGAGUGUGGUACUCAAUACAUUCCUUUAACAAUAAAACCUAUCUACCCAAAUCCGAUUGUCAAUUUAGUCGCUUCACAGUGUGGACAACCAAGUAUGGGUGUGAAUAUGUCAAUCACUCUUGAAGGUGUUCCCGACGAUCAAGUUACUUAUCAAUUCAACGGCAAUCAAUACCAAGCCGGAGAGAUACUUAACAUUUUACCAAAUGAAUACUUUUUUUCAUUCAACAUAAACAAUGAUCAAUAUUAUUUCAAUACAUUUGUCUUAAUCCCAAAUCCUAUAACAAAAGAACUACCACUUACCUACAGUAUAGACCAUCCUCUCAGUUGUCUCUCAGACAGUGCCGUCCUCUUUAUUAAUUAUACCGGUGAUUACCAAGAUAUUAAAGUAAAUGGAGAGGUAAUCGCUUCCAACUUUAAAAGAAAUGUAAACUAUGGAGAGACCUAUUCUAUUACCAAGGAAUGUUCCACAUUCCAAGACAGUAUCGCCUUCCCAUUUGCCGAACCCAUCAUCGAAUAUUACACCGAGGACUUCAACUAUGCAAACUGUUUUUCAAACUUUACUGUCAUAGUUUCCAACUAUCAAUUGUUCACUACUUUGGUGUUAUCUGACCAAUACUCAAAUAUCAACUACACUUCUGUCGAUGGUUCUUUUAAAAAUGUUCGAGCCUCAAACACCUUUGCUGUAUACUACCAAGAGAAAGGAUGCCAAAAAGAAGCAACCUAUACCUUCACGAUUGAUAUUAACCCUGUCGAACCCAGUGAUAUUCACUUUGAAUUGAGCAAUAACCAAUUUGAUGGAUGCGUCGAUCAGUUUGGUAGCUUUACUCCCAUUGUUUUUGGUCGUCGUUAUGAUGAUGCGGUUGUAAAUACAACUUUUACUCUGGAUAUUUAUAGUGCUCUCGAAAUUAUACCUCCAUAUUAUUUCUGUAGGGAAUUUAAUUUCUAUACUCCUUCUCCGCGUCCCAAUUUAUCAACUGUGGAUUUUGACAGUGUUGUUUGCCAAGAAUCAUUAACAAAAGUUCGUGUGAAUUCAAGUGUACAUGUCUACAGUAUUGGUGUAGAUUCUAACACUUUUACUGACAUCGACAAAACUGUGGUCUCUGGUGGCAAUCAUUCAAUUUUUGUCAAUUAUGGAUCAUGUUCUGAUGUAUUUGAAGUCUAUGUUCCAUAUACUAAAGGUAUAGUUUUAAAUUAUCCAUUUUUUCAAUUAAUUAUUCUUCAAUUUAUUAAUCUAUUAUCGAAUAUAAUUAUUAUAGCAAAUGUUAUAAGUUAUAAUGUUGUACCACAAUCGGCAACCAAUUGUAGUUUCCCAACAGCUGCUAUUUACUUUAAUAACUUGAAUGAUUUCAUCUCACUUUCAAUAGAAGGAGAAGAUGUGACUAAUGCCACAGAUAUCUAUCCGGGAACUUUUUUAUUUAAUUUCAACCAUAGUGUGUGUGGUCUUGGUGAAUUCUCAGUUAUUGUUGGAAUGGAUGGAACUUUCGAAAUUGAAACUUUCGUUGAACCCUAUUAUGGAUAUGGUUUAUUGAAAUAUACCAUUUUGGAUAAUAAUGGUUCGGAGAUCACACCAACUUUAGUCCAAGGAUACAACCACUAUCCAUUUGCUCAUCUGAUUGGUGAUAUCACAGAUGCAAGAGCGACUUCAUUUCUAUCGAAAGGAAACUUUUGCAGAUGGAUGUUUGAUGUUAGUUAUGACCCACAAGAUCCAAGAUGGGUUGAAGAUCCUCUAACCCUUAAUUUGACAAAUGAACCAUUACCUUAUGUGGAUGGAUUUGCUUCGGUCACUGAUGUUUUGGAGGGAAAGCCUCAUCAAAUCCAACCAUACGUCUCUGGAUCUGGAUUCAUCAACAGAGAGCUAACUCAGGUGUAUGGAGUUCAAGAUUCCACCUCAUUGAAUGUCUAUUACAAUUCCAAAAACUACCGUAUCAACUUAGAUGUGCCAUAUACAGAAUCAAUAACUGAUUUGUUUGAGCCUGUUAGUUACAAUUGCAAGAACUUAGAGAUAGUUAUGAAGCUUUCCGAUUCCAACACUGAUUACGAAAUGUUCCUUGAUAAUGAAAAGGUAGACACCAACUCAUUCAAAAUGAGUGUAUUCUUAGAUUCACCUCUAUAUUACAAAAAGUCCAGCGGAGUACUUAAAAUCCAACAGAAUGCUCCUUUCGGAAUCAAUAGUUUUGCUCCCUAUCCAACAAUUACCUAUGGAAAUCCUACAUGUUUAGGAAAAGAUGGUUUCGUCGCCAUUACAAAUCCCGAUCCUGAUUACAUCUAUAGAGCGUACUUUAAUAUCGAAGGAGACAAUCGUAAUCUACCCGAAAUUAGUGAUGGUACCUAUCUCAAUUUUACAGGUCUUGACAGUGGAAAUAUUGUAAUUGCUGUUGUCAGCAGAUACAACUACUUGUGUACCAAUUCGUUUGAUUUCGAUCUCAAAGCAACUGAAUUCACUACGACAUACAAUGUCAAAAAUCAAUGUGUCGCUGGUAGAAAUGGAUCAGUUGUACUUUCCAGUUUCUAUGGAACUAAAGCUGCCGAUGCCAUCUAUACUUUGAAUGGAGUUCAAGUUAGUAAUUCAUUGUCUCUAGGUAUAGGAAACUAUUCAAUCGUUUCAGACGUUGCCUCUGGAACAUGUAAAUUCGCUCUCCAAACAUUGUUCACUGUUGAAAGUAAUAUUAUCAGUUCAACAAUCAACUCACCAUCAUGUGGAACCAUCAACAUCGUUUCAACAGCAUCACUCAAUGAUAGUUUAACUCUUGAAUUAUUAUAUUCAUCAAAUAACUCUGUGAUCACCACCUUGAAGAAUACCAAUAGAUACACAUUCAACAAUCUUAAUGGUGCUGAUUACUUGGUCAGAAUCACUGAAAUCUCUGGAUGUCAAUCAACCACACCUGUCACUGUAAAUGAAUGUCAAGUUCCAACCACAACUACCACAACAUCAUCAACUACCUCUGACCCUAUCAAUAACUCAAAUAGAGUGAUUCCAUCACUUUUGCUUUUUAUUAUUGUUUUGCUAGUUUUAUUAAAUUAA
Heterostelium album PN500 is the source of this 8136-nucleotide messenger RNA. RefSeq lists its product as uncharacterized. Bases 1 to 8136 code for a protein of 2711 amino acids. The transcript is spliced from 11 exons. Lineage: Eukaryota; Evosea; Eumycetozoa; Acytosteliales; Acytosteliaceae. The record is from RefSeq and is a predicted model, not a curated record.